AUCUUAUUCGUAUUUCAUUAUCAUACUGAAAAAUAUUUUGGAAAAAAAUUUAUAAAAAGAUAUUAUUAUUUACAUUUUUAUGUUCAAAAUAUCAUAAAAAUGAAGAAAAAUCACAUCGAAUUAUGUAACGUAAUGGCAAACUAGCAUGGAUUCGAUGUGUCAUUUUAGAACAUCGUACCUCGAGGCGUUCAACAUUUUCUAGUUCCCUGGAAUUAGAUUCGAGCGAGUUCAUGCAUAACCGGUAAUCAGAAUUGGCAACGCUUAUCAGAAAUUGUAGCGUAAUCGGAGAUCACUAAUGGCAUAGAAUACGCGCGAGCGCUUCGAUACGAGCAGCUUUCUUUUCUACUUGUAGGUGAAGAUGCAAGAACCAGUAUCUGCGUUCACCAGCGACCACGGCAAACUGGUAUUUUGCCAACUAGUAAUCGGGCGAAACGAUGCUCCAAUAAUCCAAUCCUAUCCACCUAACGGAAUGGUAUAAUGUUGCUUUACCUUUAAGCUAAAAUUAUUUAGAUAAAGAUAUAUCUUUGAAAAAACUUGGCAAAAUUUUGCUUACAGAAUAUGUGCAAGCAAAUAAAAAUGAUUGUCGCAAAAUGUAUCGUAUAUUCAAUUUUAUUUAUUCGUUUAAAAUUGCCAUGCCAUAAAAAUCAACCGAACGUGUAUAACGCUAAAUGCCAAGUAUAUUGGGAACUGUUUGUCAAUUCAAUUAUCAUAAUUCAUAUCUAUAUUUGUGCGACAACGAAAGCAUAACACCUUUAACGCUUUGUUUAUGAACGUUUCGUUGCACAAAAAGAAAAAAACAAAUAAAAAAAUCCAGUGAAAGAGAUUCCAAGUGACAGUAGUUUUGAGGUUAGUAGAACACAGUGUUUCGUUAAAUAGUUUGUUCUGUUCGUACGUAAACAAAGCGAGCCAUUUCGAGAUAGCCACGAAAUCGAUGGAGGGGAUCGUGUUCAUCCGUACUUUCUUCGAACGAGCAUCGAUCGCUUACAAAAAAAAAAAAAAGAACGAUGCCAAAGAGAAAGGAUAGGCAGAUAUCGAGAGACGCAGCGCAAAUGGCGAUUUAAAGAGAAGAGGAGAAGCGACAGUAGCGGCAACAUAGACCACUGGCGCAUCCAGUUGUUUGGAACAAUAUUGCUAUUUUCAGCGAUUGGACUUGUUAUGUUAGAUAUAGAAGAUGCUAAACGAGAAGAAGUGUGCGGCUAGGAGAGCCCUUGCUACGUCACUGCGGAGCCCCGUGACACACAUCGAUGGGCCGAAAUGUAACGGUACAUUUCUCGGUGACCUACUCUUCGCCUCUGGACGUGCUCUCUCUUCCUCCUUUCUUCUCGAGCCUCCUCUCCUCUCCCUUCAACUCUGUCGGUCAACCGAACGAGUCGAAUGCGAUCGCGUAUACACGCAGAGAACACUUGCCGCUGUAUAAGUACUUUUACCAGUUUUGCCAACGCACGCGAUGCCGGCUGAUUACACGCUCAGUAAUGAAAGCGUCCUCUUCGCGCGCGGAGGUGCUGUCAUGUAGCCUCUGUUCUUUUUUUACGCCAGUGAAAACGCUAUUGUGGGCGAAAAGUUCGUGCCAUGUUCUCUUUUCCUACAUAGAAAACGCUGCACCCAUGUUUUCUAUCAAUGGCCGUAUUCCUGUCGAUUAACAGUGUGAAAUAUUCGGACCUAAACGGGUUGCAGGUCCAAACUGUGAAUUAAACGUCAAUCAAACGCGAGUUAUGAAUGUGAUCGUGCAUUUCGUCUUUCAGGUGAUCGUAUAUCAACUUGUAACAUGUCAAGGAGGUGGUGGACCAAGCACUUUCGGAUACGAUGCAUCCUCAGCUUGCAGUAAACCGUAUUCUCGGGCUGGUCGUGCCCGAUUGUCGAAUCUUCCUUGUGAUUUUCGACGGCAAAACUGGUGCACGAUAGCUGGCAGCUCUUAUCCUUGGCAUGCAGUUCGUCGUUUCGUACAAGAGAAUCAAGGAUUAAUGAGACGCAUGUAUGGCGAUGAAAGACAUAUUAACGUAUUAAGAGCAGAAUUUGAGAGAAAUGAUGUGGAAUUAAAAUAUGAUGAUUAUUAUCAUCAUUUUUCAGAUGAUCAUAGAAAAUACCAGUACAGUCACGAUUACGAAUAUUUCGAGGCGGAUGAUGAUUUAAAAUUGAACAACGAAUUCAGGGACGAGGGACGAGGUUUUACGAGUAGAUCGUUCAACGAUAACGUUGCAAAACGGUUAAACAAAUUUCCAAAAUUAAGCGAAUACACAAGGCCUCAUUUUCGACCGACCGAGAGAACCUCGACUAUUUCAACGACCACAACAACAACUACUGCGCAACCGCCAACUGCCACUUCGUCUAGCAAGGAAAAUUCAUCGACAAUGAUAUCCUCGACGAUUGUUUCGACCACUGGUGAAUCAACUACGAGAAAUACUCCUUCGAUGACAAGUUUGGUAAAUAGCACGAACGAGGAAAAGAAAAACUCGUCAGACGAGAUAACGACAUCGCCCACAGUGACGAGUUCUUACACGGUGAAAGAGCAAAAUUUCAGUAUCAAUGAAAUUUCCGAGCAAAUAGACAGAAUAGACGAGGUCGUUGAAGAAACUGGCGAGGUCGUAGAGGUUUCUGAAUCCAACAUAGAGGAAACGACGACGAUGAAUUUCCCCGGCACUACUGAAUUACCGGAUGAGCUCGAUGGUAACGAAGAUUUAUUCGCGACACCGAAAGAGACGACCGUUCGAGAGGAGGAGACGUCCAACUCGAACGAGCAACAAGAGUUCAGGCCACGACCGGAAUAUCGACCCAAUAAGCCGGAAGUUUCGACUAUGGAAGGCCAGCUGUAUCAGGAUGUCGCGGCGAAAGAUCAACAGGAACAACCGGUUCUCAAGCUUCGAGGAGUGAAUGCUUGUCCUGUAAAGGAGGAAGUUGUUGCACCAUUUUGGGCGAAUAAUACACGAGGAGAGGUAUUGGCACUUUUGAAUCUUUAUCCAUUCGAGCAAUACGUUCAUUGGGAAAAAUGCACACACGAGAACAAGCAGAUGUACUGUCGAGAUGGAUGCAGAUGCGAGCAACAAUAUCGACUUCAUCGGUUAUUAGCUUAUGACCCAAACAACGAAUGCCGUGGUAUUUUCAGCGACUGGUUUAAAUUUCCAAGUUGCUGCGUUUGCCGUUGUUACGAUUUGCCUCUUGAAUUUCGCGUAACAUCACGCUCUCCUCGCACUCAAAAGCAACGAAUUAAAGUACAAUCGCCUCGAUACACGUAAAGGAACUAAUUUUUUUGGUCGAUAGAAAUUUCAAAAUUCUCCUCUUAAUUUCAUAUGUACUGUCGUGAAAGAUGUUUUGUUUUUAUAAUUCGUUAUUUGGAUUAAUGGAUAUAAUAAAAUUGAAUCUUAAAUUUAAUUUGAGAACGGAGAAAAAUUAUUAUAUUAAUUUGUGAAAAUUUUUAAAAUUUAAUGGAAAAACUGAAUGGCUCCAGCCUAGUCAAGAAAUUUAGUCUUCGUUAUUGUUAUUUAUAACAAGGAAGAAAUUCUGUUUGAUAGAAUCCAUUUGCCAUAGCCAUUUAUAGCACAUAUAUUUUUCGAAAUAUAUUUUGUAAAUAUAAAUAAUAAGAUGAAAAAAGAUAAUUCAUGAAAAGAAGUAUAUAUACGAUAUAUUUGUUUUUUAGUAAAUUGUUAUAAAUUGGUGCCUCGAUUGUUACAAAUGUCAAUUUAUAUUAUCAUUUGUUCGAUAGAUAGUUAAGUUGUUAUAUAUUUGUAUUUUACAUGUACAAGUCAAAAGUUGUCUUAACAAUCAUAAUCGACAAACGUGUAAAAUCAGAAAAUAUUAUUGUUAAUACUAUUUAAUGAACAUUUUUAUAAAUUUAAAGAUUUUAAAGAAAUAUAAUAUUUAUAUUUUGAUUCUGUCUUCACUUUUUUUCUUUACAGAAUAAUCUGAUUGUCACGUUUUUCUUUACAGAAUAAUAUUAUAUUUUCAUACUGUAAGACUUGCGUAUGUAAUGCUUGUUAAAUAUUUUUUACAAAUAAUCACAAAUGAAUAAGGCUCGUGAAUGAAACUAUAUUAUAAGCCAUAUCUUCGUUGCAUUUAUUCAAUAUGAUUUUAUUAUUUACAUUUGUAACAUGUAACGUAAAUCUCGGUAAUGGAGCAUUGCUUAUAUAUUUUGUAACACUAAACCAUAUUUUAUAAUUAUUCAUAAUGUUAUAACAACCAUAAGAGUAUAAUUAUUUAUUCAUAAGAAUGCGAAUUUUUACAUGUUUUGUAUUAAAAGAUUAAGAUGUGAAAAUGAUCAAAUAAUUGCCACUGUUACAAUUAUUAUAUCAUGGAAUUUUUGUUAUUAUUAAAAGAAAAUGAAAAUUAUAAAAAUAAAAUCUUGAAUUUUGUGUA
Molecule: messenger RNA, 4347 nt
Organism: Apis cerana (Asiatic honeybee)
Lineage: Eukaryota; Metazoa; Arthropoda; Insecta; Hymenoptera; Apidae
Gene: spz4
Product: Spaetzle domain-containing protein 4
Biological process (GO): innate immune response; central nervous system formation
Cellular component (GO): extracellular region
Molecular function (GO): growth factor activity; Toll binding
Source: RefSeq, a predicted model, not a curated record